AUGGUUAUGCGAGCCAAUCUCAUUACCUGGAACUCAGUCACAUAUGAGCGAAGGCCAGUGCGGAAGCAUCGAUUGGGUCCACCAGAUGUCCAUCCGCAGGAUAUAAAACAAGAAGAAGAUGUUUUAAGUCACAAUCGAUUGGUACGGGGGUAUAUGUUUCCCAUCAAACCGUUCGAACAUGAAUCGCAUGUGGGAGCGUUGCGACAUGAUCGAUACGAGCGCGAUAAGGAGAAAAUCCGACAGGGACAAUUACCCCCAGAAACUUUGAGAGAAAAAGUGGAGCAAAUACAGAGGCUAUUAUUCCGCUCAGCGACAAUGGUUGCCCUGUGUGUCAAACGACGUUAUGAACCAUCAACUAAUUUUGAAAGGGAGCGAAGGAAAGCUAGGGAUGGACCUUUGCUAAACGUGACAUCACUGUCAAUUUUUGCCGGAAAUUUGCGGGAACGGCAUCAAUGGCUAGUUGAUUUAGCGAAAGGAAAGCCUCUCAACAUCUUAGUUAAGAGAAUACCUUUAUUAAACAAACGUAAAGAAGAACUAAUAGAUUUAAUGUGUAGAUAUAAAAUUCCAUUUGAACGCGCAUUGUGGACAAUGAGAGUUACAGCAUCAAUAGCUAACACCCCGCCUUUCCGAACUAAAAAAACACCAUUUGAAGAAUAUAGAGCUUUAUUUACCGUAUACCUAUUUGAUAUGUUAGAAAACUUUUAUAAAAUGAAAAACUAUAAACAAUAUUUCUUUCUAAAAGAACGAUGGAUAUAUGUUAGCAAUUUAACAUUAGAUGCUAUUACGUGUGGAGUAGUUGAACGUCAAGAUAUGACAUUAGAUUCGAUAGAGCUUUUUUGCCAUUUUUUUCUCCGUAGACUAAGUACUAAAACUAUUGAAAACCAGGUUAUCCUUAGAUUUUAUCUUCAAUACUUUGCAAAGUUUGUUAAAUAUCUUCCUAUGAAUGUGGUGCUGAGUCGACGGGUAGCACACAUGCUCUGCUGCAAACUUUCAUUAAUGAGGAAGGAGUUUGUUAAUUUUGAACCAGCUGUACCAGUAUUAACACAAAAGUAUAUAUCAGAGAAUUAUAUGGAUUAUAUUGGUGAAAGCCAAGCUGAUAAUGCAUUUCUCACAGUGGAGGAUUUGAAUACCUUGGCGUUUGACGAGUGCGCGUGCGGCCUUCGAAAACAGAAUUAUCAGACAAUUGUUGGAAUUAUUCAAUUUAUUGCUUCUGAGUGUCCAUCAGCUAUUGUUUGGCAACCCAAGUUUGAACGUCGGAAUUCUAAACGUUCACAUAGCAUGAUGGAGACUGGAAAGUCUCAGUUUAAGCUUUUUGGAAGUCUGCAAAUGGCACAUUCGCCGUUUACAUACUUGCAGGAAAAUUUCAAGGAACUGAUUGCCAAAACCGGAACAGUUAACGCUCGAAAUGCUUCAAUGUUUGAUGUGGUGCUAGAGGAGAUCAAAGAACGCAGCAGGCAUUCAGCAGCAAAGUGGCAUAUUGCGGAAGACCCUUUAGUAGUCUUUACUAAACAAAUCGAGUGCUGUCUCAACAUUUUGAAUACGCUAGACUCCUAUGACAUACUCAAUCCUAACAACAUCUGUCAUAUGGCAAAUAGCAUCUGGAAUUUCGAAAGACAGUUGGGCACUGAGGAACUUGUUCUCCGUAUGAAGAUUAUAAUGCAAUGGGCCGUGACCAUCAAUCGUGAGGGGUCAUAUCGAUCAAUUAUAGCUGCCAUGUUAAUUGCCAAAUAUCUCGAGAGAAAAGAGACGAAAACAUUUAAUGGAUACACUAUGUUAGAUAUGGUAGAAAUCUAUUGGGAAUCUGAAGCUCCAACUCCGGAUUCGCCUAACUAUGAGCUCGAAUUUGAUAAUCUAAUGCUGCUCAUGAAUGAAAUGAUGCGCUUAGAGCUUUUCACUCAUGACACAUUUGUGAAAUCAAUGAUAUCAUUGGCGGAAUGCAACUAUCGCACACCUGUCUUCAAGAACUACGCAUCGUACUUUAAACAAUACAAAAAGAGUUUCGAAGAAGAUCGCGAUAUAAAGAAGGAGAAGAAAGAAAAAGUGGAAAGAGUGGAAAAAGAAGAAAAGGAAGAGGUGGAUGAGAUAGAAUAUGAUGAAAUGAACGAAACGGAUGAUCUCAAUGAAACUGAGGAUAAAAACGAGACGGUUGAAAUCAAAAUGGAACCAGCUAGUGUCAAGGGAGAAGAAGCCACAUAUGACAACGAGAUGGUGAAGGAAGAAGAAGAGGAUGAACAAGACGUGGAUUCCAUUGAUGCUUAUAACCCAGCAUUAUUACCAACAAUGCCGUUGAUCUAUCCAAAACCAGUGCUGAAGUAUGAAAGACCAUUAGUUUGCGAUCCGAAGGCUAUGUGGUAUAAGCAUCGAAUGCUCAUUCAGCUUGCUAUAUCUCCCACCGAACAUGGAAUUGCUGAAGAGACACAGAGAACACUGUUCCUCUAUGGCAUGAACGAGGAGAGAGACAGUAACAAGACUGAACUCAGACGCAUUGCUCGAGAAAUAUGCAAAUUAUGGCAAAAGAAAAUGCAUUAUUGCUUAUAUGAAGUAGAGGAUCAGAUUAAGCUUUCCAAACGCUUCGUUGCUCACCGAGUCUGUGAUAUUCUUAAUAAGUUCAGGAGAAACACAUACCACGAUCAAGUAGUCAUUUGUGGAUGGUGUGCCAAUGAUUUAUCAAAUUGCAUUCGAGAAUUUAUUGAUGGAGAAGUAAAUAUAUUCCCAACUCACGAAUGCAUUGAAUUCAUUUGUACCAUGUACGAGGAAUCAAAAUAUCUGUUUGGAAUCAUAGAAUUCGCAUUAGCUAUAAUCCCCAUGUUACCUGAUGUAGAAAGAACAAUUCGUUCAUUAAGUAAUGAAGUAGCCCCGGGUGCUAUAUCAAGCCAAAUAUGCUUUUCCUUUGUCGGGUAUUUAACUAAGCACUGGUUAUAUUUUCUGUAUAGUGGUUAUGCUAUUCCUAUUUAUAAUGCAAUGUAUAAUGUUGUUUACAAAGCGAUGUUCGUUGAAGGAUAUCCAUGGACUGCAUGGGCAGAGACCGUUGUUCAUUUUCUGAAAGCAAUUAGAAGAUUUCUGAAGACUAGUGUGUCUUUCGAAGAUGAGGGAAUGGAAUUGAAGAGUCCUGCAACACUCCGAAAUCAAAAAUGCCAAUAUGGCUUCGAUUCAGGAAUGGAUGAUAUUAUUGUAUAUAAUUCGUCGUUCAUGCAAGACUUCUUUGAGAGCGAGAACUUGAGAAUAAUCUCAUAUCAUGAUUAUAAAAGCCAUUUGUAUUCAUUUUCCGAAAAACGUAAUCGUUAUUCAUUCGUAAUCAACGCUCUUACUUUCUCAUCGACACUUCAACGUGAUUAUGAUUGCAUAUGUGAUCUUGCAACUUUCUGUGCAAACGUUACUGCUCAAGUUCCUGAAUUGAAAGAUGAAUGGAUUCAAGCUAUUAUCUCUCUUUGCAUGGGUAGCUUGAGCUCUACAUACUAUGAGCUUCGAACAGCCAUUGACUUGAAAUGCUGCGAGACUCAUUAUGGAAUAUCAACGUUUGUUAUGUUGAUGGGAGCCCGUUUCGCAUAUAACGUAAACAAGCUGUGUAAAUCUAUCGUUGCUGUUGUUUUCCCACCCAUCAUGACCAAAGACUGUUGGACAGAUUAUUCCCAGGAUGAUGAUUAUGAAGCAGGACUAUGUCUCUCUUUGCUGAUUUGCUCAAAAUUAUGCGGAAGAAGCGAUGAGCCUUUCAUAAUGUCACCACAUUAUAAUGGUACAACAAGAAAGAUUAAGACCUUGAAUCAAACUUCUGAUGAAAACGUACUUGCUCUUCAACAUUGGACAACAAUGGGAUCAGUGAUCUUUCCGUUACUCAGUAACAUCACUAUUCUACAAGAUGUGUUGCGUUGUCGAUACAAGGACUCUGAAGCUGAUUGGGAUAGUUAUGACAGGAACUACUUACUAACCAAUGAAACGGGAUCGACCAAGUACAGACGUGAAUACCUUAUGAUUAUUCUGAAAACAGUGAUUAUCAAUAUUGCGGAGCAAGAAUGGGUUACAUAUCGAAUGUAUCAGAUUGCUGAAACUCAUAAUAUGAUUGCAUUCAACGAUGAAAGACUGAAAUCAAAUUGCCUCGGACAGCAAUUGCUUCGUUUGGGAAUUCGUAGAGGAAGUGAAAAAGAAAUUAUGAAUCAGUUAACCAUAUGCAACAGCAAUUCCAAGAGAGCCUUGAUUGACAAGCUUCUAAGCGUUAUGAACUUCUGGAAUGUACGAGCUACAAUCUAUGACAUCAAAUUGAUGAUUAAGGAGAUAUCACCUGAAGGGGCACAGAAGCAUCAACAACAGAAUGCGAUUGCAGCUGAUGCUUUGAUGACCGAAUUUGCUAACGCUGUUCGAGAAUUAUUCACAACUGCCAUGAGAGCUAACAUAUCCAUGGCCAACACACCUGUCAGCCAUUUCGAUAGCUCCAAGUUCCGUUUAUCGCAGAUUAACAACUUCUGGCUGCUUCCUAUGUUCAUAAACUUAUGUCCUGAACCGAAGAACGUUCCAACUGCAUUCCAGCCCAUGAAAGUUUCUGGGAAAUUUUUGAAGGCCGCAGCUAGACUGUUAGAGUUUGAUGUUAAUGGAAAGAAGCCAUUCGGAUUCAACAGUGCCUGGUAUCUGCAACAGCCACCAUUUGUCAAUGUCAUCGAGUAUUGCAUUAUAUCAGAUAAAGGAACGCAUGGAGGGGAUAGCAAAGACUUCCUUCUUCAAUCUUUAUUCAGACAGUUAACUGAUGUGUUGAUGAGAAGGAAGGAGGCUCUAUUGUCUGAAGAAACCCUUGAACAGUUCAAAGAUGGAGUAUGUCUCCGUGUACUAUUUGCUGGACGGCUCAUGAAACAUAUUUGUUCUCCACUUCAUGCUGAACCAUGGGCUCUGCUUCUGACUCAUGCUUUGCUCUCUGGAUUUAUUACCAUCAAAAGCGAAGAAAUAAUCUACAACUAUGCCUAUGAUAUGCUCACUACGAUUCUCAUGUGGUGUACUCAAGACGAUUCAGCAAAAACGGUUAACCACAUAGAUACAGAUGCUACUAGAAUACGCUACAUGUUCUAUGCUUCAAUUAUCAAACGUAUAAAGAAAGAAAUUGCUGAUAAAAUGGAGCCAGGACAGAAUGCUGAUUUGCAAGCUCUUCUUCCUAUUCCAAAAGCUGGAGUCAGAACGAUUACCACCGAACCCCAUGGAUCAAGAACUGUGCAAAAUGCUAAUCAAGCUGUUCCAACUGUUAUCAGUAGCGGUGAACCAGUUUUGCAACUAUCCGAGAACAUUCGUAUAUCUGCCUAUGAUAUGGUACCAGGGUAUAUGCCGGAUCCAGGAGCCAAGCCAGGGAACUGGCGUUGGCAAAUGUUCCAGCCUCAUAAAUUUGAUGAAGUUCCUACUAUCAUUCCAAAAAGAGUUUGGAAGAAAACAACUCAUAGUCAUCCUCAUGCUAAGCUGAAACCACCAGUGUACGUGAGUGAUGAAGUACUCGAUUUAUACAUCAAAUCUCCUGAUUUCUUGAAAGAUUCUCGUGGAAGUUAUAGCUCUGAAAAGAGUGAUGAUGAUCUUGAUGAUAAGAUGGAAGUCGAUGAGAAAGUUCCAGAACUUCCUGUACGAAUGGAAAAAGUUGUUGCUAAAGUUUCACCACCUCCAUCUCCUCAAGCUCACAUCAAGCCGAGCGAAGCAUUUGCUCCUCACGUUAACAGUCCCAAAUCGAAACAACCUGAGGCUCAAGCUUCAUCACCAAAAACGAAACUACCAGGUGAAGAAAAAACAUCCGGUGGCAUGAAAUCACCAAAAAUGCCAGAAGAUUUGAAACCCUCAAACACAUCAACCCCAGUUAAAAGUUCGCCACGUGGAAAAACUGAAGAAAGUGACGACGAUCCUUUGCAGUCCGCUGAAGAGAGUGACGAUAUGGAUACCAGUAAUCCUGACUCAUCAUGUAACACACCUGACUCCCUAGAAACUAGUGUAGGAAAGGGUAAAGGAGGUGCUGCUCGUGGCAGAAAAAGACUUGUUGGUGCUGGUGCAGGUGGAGUAGGGCCGAAAAUGAAAAGAAGAUGCAAGCCUUCGGAAAGUCCUUUAUUCGAAAAUAUUCUUUUCUCGGAUGAUCAACCAACAGCUUCUGGUAUAGAUGGAGCGAAGAUUGGGGUUACGAAUGAUUCAGCAUCAAUUUCUAUGAAAGAUAAAAGCAGCGUCUUGAAACAUGAAAAAGCAAGAACAGGAACGCCUGAUGAGAAACCGAUAGAGGCCGCUCCAACCAUCAUGCCCGAUGCCACAUCUUCCCAUCCGCGUUUAUCCAACGAAAGAAUUAACGUACAACAACAUCUUAUCAACCAAGAAACUGUUCCAUUACCCACUCAGCAGUUGACAAAGAAGGGAGAACGAGAUGCUCAUCUCGUGUCAAAGAAGGUUGCUUCAUCAAAAGACGUCUUUCAUAACUUCAUCACGAAGCGACUGGAAACCCGUGAGCAACUAGAACAAGCCGAAUCUACAUCUCGGCCUUCAUCUGCCUGUCACACACCUCCAGUAGCUAAAAAGCCAUUCUCUGACAAGAGCUCUGAAAUGAACGACCCUUCAACAUCAGGUGUAGCAAGUUCCAUACCCCCCGGUUUUCAAUCAAUGGAAGUAGGACAAAAUGUUCCUUCGGAUAAUCCACUUCAUCAAAGACCGCAAUCAAGACCGAGCUCUGGCUUAGAAACCGCAGUUGGACGGAUGAAUACUCCUCCUAAGUACCCUAAUCCUGAAGAAGAGCACAUGCGCCGUGUGACACCUCAGAAAAAUACCCUUUCUGGCAGCAACAUCGGUCCUGAAGGAGGUGCUCAACCUCAUGGUUUCAAUCCAAAUCAGCCGAAUACAUCUAAAGCUGGUCCAUUUGGUCAUCCUGCUCAUGCUCAAAUGCCUCAGCAACCACCACCGCGUAUGAUGAAUGGACCACCAGGAGGAAAUCCAGCUCAACACAAUCAACAUCCGAUGCAGCACCCCAAUCAUCCAUCUCAAGCUGGACCUAACCCCGGAAUGUCUCUCCCUCAAGGUGGACCACCAGGAAGGGCUCCAGCACAACAUCCUAUGUAUGGUGCUCAAAAGGCAGGAGGUCCACAGGCUCAAAUGCAUACUGGCCAACCACAGCCUCAAAUCCAUCAGCAGCCACCACAUUUACAACAACAGGGUUCCCAGAAUAUGCAACAAAGUUCUCAAGCAUCACAUGUGCAGCAGCAUGCUCAAAAUCAACAUCCAAGUUCGCAUCACCCUCAUGGUUCGCAGCCACAGAUGUCCAAGGCAUCGCUUUUGCAACAGCAACAGCAACAGCAACAGCAAGCGCAACAACAAGCUCAGCAGCAAGCUCAGCAGCAAGCGCAACAGCAAGCUCAACAGCAAGCUCAACAGCAAGCGCAACAGCAACAGCAGCAGCAACAAGGACAUAUGCAACAACCAAUCAUGCAAUCCGCACAACAUAUGCAACCUCCUCUCCAACAUGGCCAACAACCUCAUGCUCAACAUCCUCAGCAUUUGCAAUCUUCUCAACAUGGCCAGCCACAGCAUCCACAGCAAGGACAAUCCAGUCAACAUGCCUCCCACAAUCCUCAUGCUCAGCAGGCUCCCGGUAUGCAGUCUCAUGGGCAACAUCCACAAAUGGGACAUACAGGAUCUCAACCUCAAGUGCAUCAACAACAAGGAUCUCAUAUGCCUCCUGGAGCAUCUCAUGGCAGCCAUGCACAGCAAAUGCAACAUGGAUCUCAACCUGGGCAACAUAUGCCUCAUAUGCAAUCGAUGCCACAAGGGCAACAAGGUUCUCAUGCUUCCCAAAUGCAGCCAGGACCAUCUCAUCCAAGCCAUCCAUCACAAAUGCAGUCUUCAUAUUCUAACAAUCCUACUAAUAAUCCUCCUCAUGCUGGUCAUGUGAAUCAUCCUAAUCUACAAUCUCAUAUGUCUUCACAACAUCCAGGGCUUACUCACCCUCAUUCUCAGUCCAAUCAACCUAGUCAACCCCCUCAAUCUCUGAAUAGAUCUAACGUAGAUAAUCAAAUGCAACAACCCGGUAUGUAUAAGCCAGGGGCUAAUCCGAACGCUCAACAUCCUGUUCACCAACAAGCUCAACACCCGCAGAUGAGUCAUAUGCAUCAGCCCCAGCAAACGCAACAUCCAAACCCUUCGCAAGCUGUGAAUGCUCCACAACAGCAAGCUCCUCACCAUCCCAGUUCUGUUCAAUAUAAUGAGCAGUAUUCUCAAAGAUCAAUGCCAAAUGGAAUGCUCCCACCCCAUCCAUCGCAACAACCUCAAAUGUAUGGGAUUCCAAACGGCAAAAUGGGUAUGCCCCACCAAGCUCCUACAUCUCAACAUAGUAAUAUGAAUGCAAUGCACCAGCCAGGUUAUGUGCAUCCCUCUCAACAACAGGGAAUGCAGCCACCUACGAGUGGCGGCUUCCACGAUGUUUAUGGUAAUCAACGACCGCCUAUGCCUAGUGGAGGAAUGCCACCACACCCACCAAUGUACGGCAUGCCUCCAAACGGCAAGAUUCCUCCAGGAUCCAUGCCACCAAACAACGGUAUGGGAAUGGGUUCUCAACCAGGCAUGAAGGUUCGGCAGUUUGGUUACCAGUGA
This is a messenger RNA of Auanema sp. JU1783, 8577 nucleotides long. The record is from the annotation of a GenBank genome assembly. NCBI's taxonomy places the organism in Eukaryota, Metazoa, Nematoda, Chromadorea, Rhabditida, Rhabditidae.